AUUUGAAAUCAACAGACAAGCCCUCAAAGAAUUGUGUUCUAUUACAAAAUAAAUUAUAAUAAAAUAUAACUGUGGUUGCCUGAUCAAGUAGUCCUUUGUCAUAAACAUAAACACAGCUGUUAGUAUGGCUCCAGUGUUUUCAGUUGUUAAUAUGUCUAACUGAAGGUCGUUUUGAGAAGAGAAUUAUUUUUACGUUUACCAAAGUUAAAAUAUUGGGUCUAAUGAAUUUUCUUUCGAGAUCGUAUGACUCUGCAAAAAAUGGCAUAUUCGUCAGUUUCAAUCAGGAUUACACAUCCUUGUCAGUCAGUACUUGUAAUGGAUAUAGAAUAUUAUCCCUUAACACAAUCGAACAACCCCUUGAAAUUUGUCAAAGCGAGACUGAAGACAUUUGUAUAGUUGAAAGGCUGUUCAGCAGCUCCUUGCUGGCGAUGGUCAGCCUGAGCUCCCCUCGGAAGCUGAAGGUCUGCCAUUUCAAGAAGGGGACAGAGAUCUGCAAUUACAGUUAUUCCAAUACGAUACUCGCUGUGAAGCUUAACCGGGCUAGGCUGGUCGUCUGCUUGGAGGAAUCGUUGUACAUCCACAACAUCAGGGACAUGGCCGUUCUGCACACGAUAAGAGACACCCCUCCGAACCCAAGCGGGCUUUGCGCCCUAUCGACGGACAGCGACAACUGCUUCCUCGCCUACCCUGGCAGCUCUACGAUAGGGGAAGUUCAGAUAUUUGAUACGGUUCAUCUGAAUUGCAAAAUGAUGAUUGCUGCUCACGAUUCACCGUUAGCUGCAAUGAUGUUCAGCCCCAACGGAAACCUGAUUGCCACUGCCUCUGAGAAAGGGACUGUCAUACGUGUAUUCAAUGUUGCCGAUGGUGUAAAGCUUCACGAGUUCAGGCGUGGUGUCAAGAGGUGUGUAAAUAUUUAUGGACUCGCUUUUUCACCGGAUGCUUCUUUGCUAGCUGCAACUUCCAACACUGAAACGGUGCACGUCUUCAAGCUCGAAGACACUAGAGAUGAAGCGGGACAGGGGAGCUCCGACGACAGUGGACAAAGUUGGAUGGGAUACUUGAGCAAAGCCGUAGUGGCCUCCGCGACUUACUUACCGAUGCUCCAGAUGAGUGUCCUCAGCCAAGGCCGAGCGUUUUCGUGCGCGCACCUACCUCAGCACGGUCACAGGAACAUCUGCGCUCUCACCGAAAUUCAGAAAGUGUUACGCCUGUUGGUCGCGUCUUCAGAUGGGUACCUGUAUAUAUAUAACAUAGACAAGGCCGAAGGUGGUGAUUGCAAUCUCAUUAAGCAGCACAGGCUGCUAAAGAAAGCAGAGCCGGGAGCGGCCCCACACUCGUUGCGGGAGCCAGGCUCGAGAGGCGGACCAGGAGACGACAACCUGGAAGCAGGCUCCGUUAGUACUUACGCUGGCAUUCUCAAGGGAAACGAUCCGGGCACUAUGUCAGGUACAGAAUAUACCAAAUCAGAAAAGAUGAACGAGAUUGCUUCUGCUUUGAGGAGGCCAGAGAAGGAAGGGUUUAUGCUCACGGACGACCAGGAGUUUCCUCCCGUCACUCUCAAAAGUGAUUAAGUAUCACCAUUUUACUUUUAUUGUUUACAUCAUGUUCAUUAUUAUAGUACUCACAAAAUACAUUUUAUGUAUUUUUGUAAUUGAAAAAAUAUAUGUGUAUAUAAUUCAAGGUGUCUACAUAGAAAGAAUAUUGGAAAAGCCAGAUAUUUUCAUCAAACCAAUCAGAAAGUUGGAGAAAUUAAUUAAAUGGUGAAAAAAUAAAAUAAAGUUACUAAAUAAAUAAAAUUGAUUUCGUGAUAAUCGAAUCUUUCUUUCUUCUCAUUUUACAUCUAAAAAUAAAAUAUAAAUGUAACAAUUAACAACUCAAAACAUUAUAUUAAAGUGAAACAAUUAUAAUUUAAACCUUCAACUAAUGAUUUGCUCAAUGAGAAACUAAUUAGAAAUACAGUGGACCCUCGCCAAUCCGAACUAAUUAAUUAAAAAUGAUGUAGAGAUGGUUGACCGUGAUAUAAUAUGAGAAGGAGUUUCGUCGGAUGGUGCGGUCAAAUAAAUACUAAAUUUAAAAAAAAGUAUUUUUAAUGAUUAUGCAGACGUUUCUACCCACCUUGCAGGUCCUUCAUCUUUUGUAGCCCUGAUGAAGACUUGCAGGGUGGGUCGAAAUGUCGUCAUAACCAUUAAAAAUACUAUUUUUUUAAAUUUAAUAUUUAUUUGACUGCACUCUCCGUCCAAACUCCUCUAAUUAAUUAGAAGUAUGAAUAUUCGGAUUACCUAAUGGUAUUUUCUUAAAAUUCAUAAUUAAUUAUUUUUCAAUAGUGUAAACUACCAUUGUUUUAAUAAUACAAUGUCGCACUGGAGAUUAAUUUAAUGAAAAGGUUAAUUAUAUCCGCCUAUAUUGAGAAAAUAAAUGCGCUUCCAAAUUUUAAGAUGUACCAAUUUUGGAUUUUAUUUUUUAAAAACAAGUUGUUAUUUUUGACUAGAUUAUUUAAUCCUCUGCACAUUAAGUGUUGAUAACACGGUUUUAUUGAAUGUGUGUAUAAAUGUACUACAUAGCUAAAUUCAAAUGUUCAUUUUUACUUUUUUAAAUGUGUGUUUGGGUGGGAUUAUAGAAUGGUUUGGAUUUGCGACAAUCCAAUUUAGUUAUAUUUCAUCAAGGUUUUGUCUACUCUAAGCGCCUAAAACUGAAAUUGACUAUAAUUCUUUUGAAUGAAAAUAUUGAGAGGAAAAAAAUGAUUGCAUUUCACUCGCUUAUUUUGUGGGAGGGGGGGAGAAGUAGGGAAUUUUAUUUAAAGUCAGCUGAUGGCUUUUGUAGACACCUUGAGUAUUGAAUAUUGAAGCUGGUCGAUUGAAGAAAAGAUAAAUCAAACCACUUUUUAAAAAACAAAUUUGUUUAUUUUGUAGGAGUUGUAAAUAUAUGUACAGAUAUGUUUAAUGUAAAAUGGUAUCACAUUGUGUUUUAUGUGCACAUUUUAUACAUUAUCUCAAAUUUGUCUUUCUCUAAUCGUUGUAUAUUGUUGUAUUGGCUUACUUUGAUAACAUUUGUAAAGUAAAGUCAUAUUAUUAUUUUCCUUUUUUGAGCCAUUUGAAUGCCUCUUGUCGUGCAGUUGUUUAUAUAUAUAUAUAUAUAUAUUGACUGUUUUUUGUUUUUUUUUAUUUGGUCUCCAUUGUAUGACCAAGAUAAACAUUGGUACUAAUUUAAAUUUACGAUACAUUGUCGAUUUUAUUGAUUCCUAUAUUUUCUAGUUUUAGUUACUUUUAUUUGUAAUCGUAUUAAUCACAAUUAAAUUUAUCUUAGUUGUCAUUGGUUGUUUUUAAAUUUUAAUUUGUGUGUCUUUUCUGCCAAAGACAAUUAUAUAAUAAUAAUUAUACGAUAAAUAAUUAUUUAGAACAAGUUAUUUUUUUACCUUAGUUUAACAAUAAGCAUAACAAUUUUAUUUUUAUGCUUAGUGUUACUUUUUUUUAUUAUUUUUUGAAAAUAUAUCGUAUGUACUUUCGAUUGAUUUCCUAUUUCUACGUCAUAAGUUCUAUAUUAAGAUAGGAUCAGUCAGUCAGUACAAAUUAUUUUUGUAUGCUAUUGUUUUUUGUUUUUUAAACAAUGUUUAGUUUGUUUUAACAUUGUGUUAAAAUAUAAUUUUUUGUUUUAUAUUAAAAAAUAUUGUUUUCCUAUUUCUAUGUGUCAUAAGUUCCAUUAUUUUUUUAGGAAAUGUUUCUUUUCUUUAUAAUAAUAUAGAAAACUUGAGAUAUUUUGUUUUUUAAAAUGUUUUACCUAUGUACUUUUAUAUUUGUAAUAAAAAUAAAAUAGCAAUUUG
Nezara viridula (southern green stink bug) is the source of this 3817-nucleotide messenger RNA. NCBI's taxonomy places the organism in Eukaryota, Metazoa, Arthropoda, Insecta, Hemiptera, Pentatomidae. The record is from the annotation of a GenBank genome assembly.